AUGCUAUUGAAAAGUGCGUCUAUUUCGCGUGGUUGUGGCCAGCUUGGAAUUCCACUCGCGAAACAAUUGUGGCAACGUUAUGGAGUGGAUCAUGUCAUUCUUUCUGAUAUAGUUCGGCCAACAGAUGAAAUCUAUCAGGAAGGGACAUAUCGAUACGCUGAUGUAUUGAACUUCAGCCAAAUUCAAGAACUGCUCGUUAACGAGCGAAUCGACUGGAUUAUCCAUUUCAGUGCACUGUUGAGCAUGCGCGCUGAACACGAUGUUCCAUCUGCGAUAAAGCUCAACAUCGAGGGCGUUCACAAUAUUCUGGAAUUGGCGCGAAAAUACAAAUGUAAACUUUUCAUUCCUAGCACAAUUGGUGCAUUUGGUUUAGAGUCUCCGCGCAGUCCAACGCCAGACAUUUGCGUUCAAAGACCACGCACAAUAUACGGUGUCUCAAAGGUGCAUAAUGAAUUAUUGGGCGAGUAUUUCUAUCACAAAUACAACCUGGACUUCCGAUGUUUACGCUUUCCUGCCGUGAUAUCAGGUGAUGCAAAACAAGAGGGUGGUACAACAAGUUAUGCCAUAAAAAUGUUUCAUGAUGCUCUCACAAGCGGUAAUACCACCUGUUAUCUUCGCAGUGAUACGCGAUUACCAAUGAUGUGGAUUGAUGAUUGUAUCCAAUCAAUUAUUGACAUAAUGGAGGCACCUACAUCUAAACUCAAACAAAGAACAUACAAUGUAGCAGCCAUGAGCUUCACGCCAAACGAACUGGCCAACACUAUUCGAAAAUAUAAAUCAAGUUUCACAGUAUCUUACACUAUUGAUCAUAGACAACAAAUAGCUGAUAGCUGGCCAGAAGCACUGGACGAUCGCAAUGCUCGAGAACAUUGGGGUUGGAACCCAAAAGUUGAUCUUGACGAAUUGGUUCGGCGAAUGUUUGAAUAUCUGAAAGCAAAACACCAAGCUCUAUAA
Molecule: messenger RNA, 954 nt
Organism: Rotaria socialis
Lineage: Eukaryota; Metazoa; Rotifera; Eurotatoria; Philodinida; Philodinidae
Source: the annotation of a GenBank genome assembly